Molecule: messenger RNA, 2138 nt
Organism: Xyrichtys novacula (pearly razorfish)
Lineage: Eukaryota; Metazoa; Chordata; Actinopteri; Labriformes; Labridae
Source: the annotation of a GenBank genome assembly
AGAUAGCAAGGACGAAAUCCGCUUCCUGUUUAGGUUUCACUCGUGGGUCUCCUGUGCAGUGAUAUUUCUAAAGUUAAGUUAAAAUAAUGAGUUUUUUCUGUCGCUCCAAGAUACUGCUACCAUCGGCAUUCAGAAUAAACACUUUACUGGAACACACCCGGUGUUUGAAAAGCUUCAGCUCGGCCUCUAGAGCUCUUUACAACAGUCAGUGUCAGUCUCGGCGUUUCACACCAUGUUUGUCCUUCUGUCCGUUUUGGCAUCAUAGUCGACAUUUCGAUAAAAGACUGUAUUCAGAGCUGUGCGGUGAAAACAGUAUAAAUAAGAGCAAUAGUCUGGUGCAAGAGGAGUUAACCGAGACAGAUAAUGACUACAAAGACUCGAGACAAAGUAAGUAACUCUUACUUUAGCUGUUAAAGAGACGCUCGAUUAAUCGGUUAAUCCGACGACAAUUGUUCGAUUAAUUUCCAAGUUUUGUAAGGAAGAUGUAUGGUUUCAUUUUUUUAAGCUGUGACAUUUAAUAAGUUGGCUCAGAAAUGAAAAACAAAACUUACUAUCCUAACUUGACAGAAAUGAAUGGAUGUGUUUGCCUACCCUUCCAAAAACAUGGUUAAAGAGAUGAAUUUUGCUGACCGCUUGCUUCUCUAGUUGUACCAACUUUAGUAACUACCGCAGGAUAGCAACACACAGCGGUCUUAGGAGCCAUAAACAAAUCUCAACCAAAACACCAUGAAAUGAUAAAUGAUCAUUAAUGUUCUUCCUUGAGCUGCGUCACCCUGCAGCCGUCCGUUACGGUGUGUUUGACCAUAACUUAAUUUUACGCCGCAAUAUCGCUUUAAUUCUUGAUCUUGUCUUCAGAAGUUUAGUGAUGUACUUGAUUUUACUACUAUGAAUAUGAUAUUCUUUAUUUUGCACAGUGGGUUUGUUUAGGGUGGGGUAUUUCAAAACUAUCUUGAGAAUUGGUUGGACGUUUUUCAUUGAAGUGCAAGUCUGACAUUGAAAAUCUAAAUCAGUUAGGACACGUAUCAUUAUUAAAUGAAUUCAGAAAAACACUAAAUUGUCACAUGGUUUACAUAUAAAUAUGGGUGAUGCUUUUAUGCACUGGGGGUCAUGAGUAUUACAUGCUGUUGGAUCCCCAAAUUUUACUAGGGAUUAAUAAAGUAUCUCUCCAUGUCUCUAUGUAUCUAUCUGUACAUACAUACGUCCAUCCAUCCAUUACAAGUGAAACAAUGCAGCAGGGCUACAUAGCCACACUAAAUUUUGCAAAUUUUUUUGUCCUUUUUUUCAGGAUCUCCUCAGUCUUUCACUCUUGACACGCUGGUGUCCCUGCUUCGUCAGGAAAAUGCAGUGGACAUCUGCGUAAUUAAAGUACCAGAGCAGAUCAAAUACACCGACUAUUUCAUAGUUGUCAGCGGCAUGUCACCAAGACACCUGCGUGCAAUGGCACUUUAUGCCAUUAAAGUGGUAAUUUGUUUGAUCUUCCUGUUUUUAAAUCAUGAAAUGGAUAAUGAAAGAAUGCAAAUUUAGACUAAUGAUGAUUUUCUUGUAGUACAAGUUUCUAAAGAAAGAAGAUGAUCCACAUGUCAAAAUUGAAGGGAAGAAUGCAGAGGAUUGGAUAUGUAUUGACUUUGGUAUGUAAAAGUUUUAGACAUCACAGUUUAUCUCUGAUGAAACAGUAACAACAAACUAACAUUCUUAGUUGAGCAGCUGGUUUUCCCCAAUUUUUACAGCUUCUUUCUGUUUUAGGGCCCAUUGUUUGUCACUUCAUGCUACCGGAGAGCAGAGAAGUAUAUGAGCUGGAAAAACUGUGGACUCUGCGCAACUAUGACGAGCAGCUGAAAAGCAUGCCAGCAGAAACACUUCCAGAGGACUACAUCUAUGAUGCUGAAAAGACUUAGCUCUUUCUUGAACGCUUGGUGUUCAACUUUUGCUUUCCCUCUAAGGGAAAAUAAAUAAUACAUUUCUUAAGUACAGGGCCAGAAAUUCAGAAAUGUAGAAGAUUGCAUCCACGUAUCAAUCACGACACAUAUAUUUUGGAUUUGUAAAACACCAUGAUUCGAAUCAGUUGGUAUUUGACCAUAAAGGAAACUGCAUGUUGUGAUGUAUUUUUAUGUUUAAAAAAUAAAUUAUUUUCAUAUGAA